This is a messenger RNA of Rana temporaria (common frog), 1723 nucleotides long. Its product is annotated as cytochrome P450 2K4-like. Gene Ontology annotation, molecular function: oxidoreductase activity, acting on paired donors, with incorporation or reduction of molecular oxygen, reduced flavin or flavoprotein as one donor, and incorporation of one atom of oxygen; iron ion binding; heme binding. The record is from RefSeq and is a predicted model, not a curated record. Gene Ontology annotation, biological process: xenobiotic metabolic process. Gene Ontology annotation, cellular component: cytoplasm; intracellular membrane-bounded organelle. Bases 121 to 1602 code for a protein of 493 amino acids. NCBI's taxonomy places the organism in Eukaryota, Metazoa, Chordata, Amphibia, Anura, Ranidae. The transcript is spliced from 10 exons.
UUGUUUGCAUUGUACGAUAUAUAAAUGCAUUCCAAAGGGUACUGAUUAGAACUUCAGCUGAACACUCACUGAGAACAAGGACUGCAAUAUAAUCCUAAUGUUAAAGGUUUUGAUGCAGACAUGUAUUUAACUGACCCAGUUACAAUUGUCCUUUCCAUUGUCACCUGUGUUUUUCUGGCAAUUUUUUCAUUCAGUCAGAAGAAAAAAGUUUAUCCAAAUUAUCCUCCUGGACCACCAUGUUUGCCUAUUAUUGGAAAUUUGCACAUUAUAAAUAAGAGUAAACCUUAUAUAACAUUUCAUGAGCUGGCUGAGAAAUAUGGUUCAAUAUACAACCUAAAGAUAGGAUCUCAGAAGAUGGUUAUGCUGUGCGGCUAUGAGACCGUGAAAGAUGCGCUGGUCAACCACGCCAACGAGUUUUCUGGAAGACCACAAGUUCCAAUUUUUUUUGACGUAUUCAAGGACCAUGGUCUUAUAUUUUCUAAUGGUGAUAACUGGAAAGCCAUGAGACGAUUCACUCUUUCUACACUGCGAGAUUUCGGGAUGGGGAAGAGAACACUAGAAGAUAAUAUCACUGAAGAGUGCCAACAUCUGAUAAAAGUUUUUAAAGCCUACAAAGGAAAACCAUUUGAAAACACUAUGAUAAUGAAUGGGUCUGUGGCCAAUAUUAUUGUAUCCAUAUUGCUUGGUCAUCGCUUUGACUAUGAUGAUCCAAAACUUCUGAGGCUUUUAACAAUAGUCAAUGAUAAUGCCAGGAUUGUCGGUUCCCCAAUGGUUUUGUUGUACAAUGCAUUUCCAUCUCUGGUCCGAUGGUUACCUGGAAGUCACAGAGAAGUCAAUCCAAAUGCAGAUGAAUUGAAGUCUUUUAUUAGAGAAACCUUCACCAAGCAGAGGAACCAGCUGGAUGUCAAUGAUCAGAGGAAUUUAAUUGAUGUCUUCCUUGUCAAACAAAGGGAGGAAAAACCAAACCCAGAGUUAUAUUUCAGUGAUACAAAUCUAACAAUUCUGGUGAUGGAUUUGUUUGCUGCUGGAAUGGAAACAACCUCCACCACUCUCCGAUGGGGCCUCCUGCUAAUGAUGAAAUACCCAGAAAUACAAAAAAACGUUCAGAAGGAAAUUGAAAAGGUCAUUGGUUCCGGAGUGCCUUGCCUGAUACACCGAAAACAAAUGCCAUACACUGAUGCCGUUAUCCAUGAAAUCCAAAGGUUUGCCAAUAUCGUGCCAACAAAUGUGCCGCAUGCCACUACUCAGGAUGUGAUUUUCAAAGGUUUUUUUAUACCCAAAGGAACCCAAGUUAUACCAUUACUGUAUUCUGUCCUACGAGACAAAGAACACUUUCAGAAACCAGAACAGUUUUACCCUCAACAUUUUCUGGAUUCAGAGGGAAAUUUUGUUAAUAAUGAAGCUUUUAUACCAUUUUCUGCAGGUAAAAGAAGUUGUGCUGGAGAGACAUUGGCCAAAAUGGAACUGUUCCUCUUCUUUACAACACUGCUGCAAAACUUCACCUUUCAGGCUCCACCUGGAGAAAAACUGGACCUCACCGGCGCUGUUGGCUUCACAACCCCUCCAAUUAAACACAAUAUUUGUGCGAUUCCUCGCAGUUAAAGUGAACCGGCAGAAAAUAUACAAAUAAUAAUUGUAAACAAGGUUUAUUCUUUUCAGAAAGAAUGCUUUUGAUUUGUAGAAAUGUGGUUACAAUAGUGAAAUAAAAGGCACCUCCAGAUUG